GCGCGCCGCCUUCACCGCACUUUCAUGAUUUAUUUAGGACAUUUCAGUACAAAUUGUCUACGCUGAAGUUUCGCGUCGAUACCUCUGCAGUUUCUUAUAUGUCACUCUUGUAACAGUACAUGCGUUAAUCGGGCUUUAUCACUUCAAAUGAUCACAUCAAAGGAAUUCAAAAUCAAUUAUGUUACAGCGUCGAAAGUCCCGAUACUGCGGCGAAGCACCUUUUUCACUUGUAACGCCGGAAUAUACAAUAACCAGGACAGUGCUUUAUUUCUCGCUCUAGAGCUUCUGACCAGAGUCAGUGAACUGCUCAGUUCUGGUCACUGUAGCUUAAAUGGAAAGAAACGUUGGGUAGGACAAAGCGCUCACGAGGAACAAGAUUAACCCGCCCCCGCCCCACCCUCACCGCUUUCCCACACACACAAAAGCGGAGAGAGCCGUCUCGAACUUGUAUUAGAACUGAAAAGGGCAUCUUUUGAAGAGAAUGCCAACGAGAUGAGUCUUCAUGGAUUCACAAAGAUAAUAAAGUGAAUAAUCUGAACUGGAUAUUACCAGGCGUUAAGACAAGGAAAGGGAGACCAGUGUGCGCUGCUUCAAUUCAUGUGACUUAGCCAAGAGGACCUGGCUAUACUAGGGACUGUUGUAGGAGGGCAGGUUUGGACAGCAGAGGCCGGCCGUAGACGUAAGGACAUGCCUCCGAGUUUUCGCUUCUUCAAGUUGUGAUCGCCCAUUCAUGCGUACGGGCAAGGGUUUACUGCAGGUCAUGCUGAAGCAAGGGAAGCAAUGGAAGUCAAUGUGCAAGGGGCUCGUCCUGGGGACUCUGCUCACCACCUGCAUGAUCCUGUUGUACUCGUACGCGGCACCUCCUCACCAGCUCAGCCUGCAGGAAAUUCCCGUUCCUUAUUCAUGUUCAUAUAGACCUGCACAUGCCAGAAAUGUGCCCCGGAUGAAUGGAUCUCAUUUCACCUCUGAGCUAAGCAAAACCUGCACGCCUAGAGAAGAUAUCAUGUUCAUGAAGACACACAAGACUGCCAGUAGUACAAUUCUCAACAUUCUCUUUCGCUUUGGGCAGAAACAUCGCCUGAAAUUUGCUUUUCCCAAUGGCAGGAAUGAUUUUUAUUACCCAUCAUACUUUGAUAGGAGCCAGGUGAAGGACUACAGGCCAGGCAUGUGUUUCAACAUAGUCUGUAAUCAUAUGAGAUUUAACUACGAAGAGGUUCACAAACUACUCCCUGAAGACACUAUUUAUUUCACCAUUCUCAGGAACCCUGCAUAUUUAUUUGAGUCAUCUUUUCAUUAUUUUGGUCGAGUGAUCCCUUUCACCUGGAAAAUAAGCGGAGAGGACAAACUGGCUGAAUUCCUCAGGGAACCGAACCGAUAUUAUGAUCCAAGUGGUUUUAAUUCCCAUUACUUGAAAAAUUUGCUAUUUUUUGACUUUGGUUAUGAUAAUGACUUAGAUAUCAAUGAUCCCAAAGUAAAGAAGCACAUCAAAACUAUCGAUGAAAGGUUCCAUCUGGUGAUGCUCCUAGAAUAUUUUGAUGAAUCACUUAUUCUUUUGAAGGAUGUAAUGUGCUGGGACCUGGAUGAUAUUUUGUAUUUCAAAUUAAAUGUACGAAAAGAUUCCACUGUAUCAAGAAUGACUGGAGACUUAUAUGAGAAGGCAUCAAACUGGAACAAAAUUGAUUCCAUGUUGUACCAAUACUUCAAUGCUACUUUCUGGAAAAAGGUGGAAAGAUAUGGGUUUGAACGCAUGGAGCGUGAUGUGGAAGAAUUGCGCAGGCGCAAUGAUAACAUGCAGUCAAUCUGCAUUGAUGGUGGGCACCCAGUGGACGCAAAUGCCAUUCAGGAGGCAUCAUUGAAACCAUGGCAACCACUUGGCGAACGCUCAAUCAUGGGCUACAACCUGAAGAAGAACAUUAGCAAAAAGCACAGGAAGCUCUGCAGGAAAAUGCUCACCCCUGAGCUACAAUAUCUGAGUGAAUUAGGAGUUAACCUGUGGAUAACAAAGUUAUGGUCCUAUAUCAGGGAUUUGUUGAAAUGGUAGUUGGCCAGCUUUGAAACGUGAUGGGUUUCACAUGCACAACUCCAUCAUUAUGGCAGCUACAGGGAAUAGCAGAACUUAAUUAUUAUCACAGACUACUAGAUCUUGGGCACUGUGUUGCUACCAUUCGUGAUUGCCACGCAACCAUAGGCAGUCAUUCACAUUUGUAAUAUGGAGCUAUCCUGGGGUAUAGUUCAAUGUUCUGCUUUGUUCUUCAAAUUCGUAUUAGUAAAAUUGUAACUUACUUGGAGGUAUAUGUCCUACAACACUCUGUUCCGUAAAAGAUCUAAUCCCAACUUCCAAUUGCAGUUAUGAUUUUUUUGAAGGAUCACAUAUGAAACAACUGUGAAUUAGAAGUAUGAUCAGAGAAGUCAGAACAGUGACCAAGUGCUGAGGGAUCUCUGACCAAUGCCAUCAUGUGGCCUUGUGAACUAUUCCUGACAGGCAGCAAUUGAUUGCCUACUUGAUGCUUGUCAGAUAACAUAUGACCUACAUUAUGAAUUGCUAUGCAGUAUAUUUAUAAGGAACGCCCCGCACACAUUUAGAAUCCAGAAUGUACUUUUAAAAAAACCCUAGUCUUAAAUUACUUGAAGAAAAUCAUGUCUCAUUUUCAAUACGCUAUUACAAACACAACUAUGUUUUCGAACAUUUUUAAUUGUUUCUGUGCGUGAUUGUACCAGUAGCAACUCUGUCACUCAGGAGUAGGAAUCCUGUGCAAUAUUACAACAGUCACAUCAUUUUUAGUCGCUAUGAAGUUCUCACAGUUUGGUUGAACAAAAUGCAAGCUGAUGAAUGUAUAGUCCUCGAAAUAAAAUGUAUUACAAUAUAUAUCCCAUUCAGUUGUAAAACUCCACAUAAUAUUACUGUAUGCUGAAUGUUAUUUUUAGACAAUUUGGUUUGAUGGGAAUCUUCAGAAUUGGCUGCAUCUCAUUAUAAUACAAAAUGGUUGCUUCUCAACUGACAUACUGCACUGAGAGCAAGGUGUACUUAUUUUCUGUGUAAUCAAAUCUUUGAGAAUUGUUUGAUUUUCCUGGUGUUUGGUGAUCGAUAAAUUGGCUUAAUAUUUGGGGUUAAUCAUCCUUUGAGAAUGUAGAUGGUGACACUCACUAAUGUACGACAGGAGAGAUCUUAUCACUAAUUGUUUCCAGCCUGCUCAUUUAUUAAUAUUUAGCAAGAAGACAGAAUCUACUUUCAUUUGUGCUUUCUCCCUACAAUAAGCUAUCAGUCUGCCAAACAACAACACAUUAAGACAUCCCAAAGCACUACACUUCACAGGAGCAUAUUCAGGUAAAAACUUAGACAUGUUACCAGAAGCCAGUUCUACGUAAAGAUGAACUUUCCAGCCAGCACAAAAUAAAUAAAAAGGCAUUCACCUUAGAAAUGAGCAAACCACAUUUGUAUGGCAGCACAUUGAGAGAGAUCUUUGUACCUCAUCAGGUAGAGAAUAAGACGCGUGACACAAAGAAAAAAAAGUUACCUGAGCAUUUAUUGAACAUGUUUAAAUGAUUAAUCAAGUAAAUUGAGCUCUCUGUGAGUGCUGUGAACAUAAACAAGCAGUAAUUGCAACAGUACUGCAUUUUUUCCACUUCAAUAUUGACCACUCAGUUAUUUGUCUUUUAUUCAAAGACAAAGGUAGUAUUUAUUUGUAUAUAAUAAUUGCAAUGAAAAUUACAACUCUUGAAAUUAAUGUCAUUAGUGAUGUCACAGCUGAUUUGAACUCAGUUGGAAGCUUUUACACAAUGAAUGGACCUGACCUUGAAUUCAACCCAUAUCUAAUUAUUCACCAUUAUAAACACAUACCACCCAAAAAUAUGUCAAGUUCAGAUGUGGCUCCUGAAUAGCGGGUAGGUUUGUCUGCCCUGGGUGGAUAAUGGAGAGAUUAUAUUCAUUAAUUUAUGUUUUGAGCUGCCACUUGUGUGUGAGAGGAGAUAAUGGGAACUGCAGAUGCUGGAGAAUCCAAAAUAACAAGGGGUGGAGCUGGAUGAACACAGCAGGCCAAGCACAAUCUUAGGAGCACAAAAGCUGACCCUUCAUCAGAAAAAGGUCCUUUUUCUCAAGGCCGGAAACGUCAGCUUUUGUGCUCCUAAGAUGUUGCUUGGCCUGCUGUGUUCAUCCAGCCCCACACUUUGUUAUCUCUGCCACUUGUGUGUCUCUGGUCAGAAUUUGUUAAUCCCAUUAUAUCAACAGAUUUCCCAAUUUUAGAUGUAAGCAAUCUCCCUGUUUUAAUUGUGCAGUAUUUAAACAUUAGGACAAAUGGAACAAAACAAGAAAAGAUGGAAUUAUGUAGAUUUGGGAGCAAAUCUUCAACAUUUCCAUAUGAUUAGGAAGCCAAAUUUAUAGGCUUUUUAAUUUUGAUGUUGAAAAAUCACAAGUUGCGUUGCUCAUUUUAAUAAACAAAAUAGUACAAUAUCUUUGUAAAAAUAUAAAUAUAUGGUGCUAAUCAAUGAAAACUACCAUCUGUCCAAAAGUUAGAUUAUGUAAAUAUAUUCUACACUGGAAUCUCAUUUUAAUUAAUACACUGAGAAGAUGAUAUACUUUUGCAGUUAAUUGGUGCAACACAGUCUUAAAAUGUAAUGGCUGUCUGGAGGUGAUCCAUAGUUAAAAAUGUGUGACAAGGAAAAUAAUCUCUUAAUAUGAUCACAGUGGAUCAAAAUUGCACUAAGUGCCUUCUACAAAUAUUACACGUGAUAUAUACAUACAUGUUAUAUACAGUUGUUAUUGAAUCACAAAACAUUUAUAGUAAUUUAAGGAAUUCACGGUGCUCAACAUGUACCAUUAUAUUGCAGCUUUUGAGACAAUAAAUCAUUUUCUUGAAGAGCUAAUAUUUCAAGAUUAUGCUUUGUCCCACCUGCUUUGUAAUCUGUAAGGUUUUAACAGAAGAUAGUUAAACCUGGUUGAGUAAUAAGUACUGCAAAUGUGAAGAAGCUUUAUGACAGGAUAGCUUUAAGCAGUUUAAAAGAAAUGCAAGCACACAUGUGGAAAUAACUUGUGAGAAGAUUAGGAUUGCAUAUGGUUGAGAACUAAGAACAGUUACAGUGUACUGUUUUUGGGUGAGUUGCUUUUGUCAGUGAUUCAAUUUUCACUUACCCCUGCAUCACUAUUCCCUCUGUUCUUCAAAAUAGUAAAUGUGUCCACUUUUUUGUUGUUAAAUGUGCUACUCUGUAAUUGAAUAUUUUUCCAUCAAAUUUCACGUUCUAUUUCACUUUACAUUGCAGUAGGGUAACAAAUUGCCCUUUCUAUCUGGAUUUGCAGCUAUUUGGGUCAGCUUAUAAUGGAAAGAAGAAUUUGAAGUGGGGAAUUACCCACAAAAAGUGAAUUUUGCCAACUAGACCUGAAUGUAGUUAAUCUGCAAAUCUCUACCAAUAGUGGAAAUAAAAAUGAAGGGAGGGGUAGGGGUGUCUGUCAUGGACUUAAAGUGCCCAACACUACCGUAUAUAAACCUUGACAAAGCACAGUUUAUCAUCCUACAAAACUAUUGCAUCAGAGAAAGUAGGAACUGCAGAUGCUGGAGAAUCUGAGAUAACAAGGUGGAGAGCUGGAUGAACACAACAGGCCUAGACUAGGCCCGAAACAUCAGCUUUCCUGCUCCUCUGAUGCUGCUUGGCCUGCUGUGUCCAUCCAGCUCUGCACCUUGUUAUCUCCAUUGCAUCAAUUGGCUUUUCAAACAACAGAUUGUCAAUUUAGUGAUAGUCAUAACAACAAGAAGAUAAAUUGCUGGACAAGCUCAUCAGGUCUGGCGACAUGUGUGGAGAGAAAUCAGAGUUAAUGUUUCAGGUAAAGUGACCCUUCUGAGUUCUGAGGAAGGGUUAUUUGACCCGAAAUGUUAAUUCUGAUUUCUCUCCACAGAUGGCACCAGACCUGCUGAGCUUUUCCAACAAGACAAGAUCUGUUUUUAUUUCUGAUUUAUAGCAUCUGCAGUUCUUUUGGUUUUUAUUUAGUGAUAUUUACAACUCAAUUUGAAUAUUUAAGCAUUGUGAUCAUAAACAAUAUGAUGUGUCAAAAGUUCAUUUCAUGGCGUCAAUAAUUUAUCCAAAGGCAUACUAGCUGUUCUUAAAAAAAUAAUUGAACUUUCUGCACUGAAUGUAUCUAUUCUUUGUCUUUAAUGUAAAUAUUAAGAGGAUCUAGAGGCCUGUAAAUGCAAUUAUAAUUGAAAUGCUAAGCACGGUACAUCUGCUACAACACAGAGGUGUAGUAUAAUUGCACUGUAGGUAAUAUUUGUUUGAUUUGCAAAGAGAAACAAUGCCUGAAGUCUGUUCAAGCAAACCGGAACUAUCUUCUAGGGUAGUGACCAGUUAUUGUGAUACCAAUACAAGACAAAAAAAAGUGUACUGCAAGUAUACAUUCACAGUUAAACAUAAGUUACUGUUCUAUAUUAUGUUUUCUAUCUUACUUAAACCCCAUCAAGUUGGGUCAGUACAGAAGCUCCACCCUUAGUUUUAAAGGAUCCAAAAAGGUGUGACUUAUAUGCCACAUCUUACAGAAGUAAGGAAAGUCCUGUGUUCAGUUUUGAUGUGUUCACAUGUGUUGGCAUGUUAAAUGGACAAUAUUGAUUUCAUUUGACUUAAACAUUUCAUGAAUGUAAAUAUCACUUCAUAUAUGUGACAGUACAACCAGUGAUUUACUGAAUUUGUUAUUGAGACAUCAAUUCUAAUAUCAACAUUAUUGUUUCAUCUAGCAUUAUUGUUUCAUAAACGAUAAAUUGUAAUCACACAUGAUUGAUGUGAACAAUUGAUUGUGCCACAUUUCCUUUGCUUUAAGAUUUUAAUUUAAAUUUAAAUUUUUGAAGUUCUGUUUACUAAUGAACAAAGAAACGGAGCUUUUUGCUUGUGUCCCUCCAGUGCAAAGCACUUCAAGGAUCUGCUGUAUGAUUUCAUUACAUAGCACGUAAACAGUAUUAAUGUUUGUGAGCUGCUGCUGUUUAAGCACUUUUUGUUUGCAUGUCCAUAACAGCCUAAUUUAUUCAAUAAAAACAAUAUUUUGAACUCCAA
Stegostoma tigrinum is the source of this 7026-nucleotide messenger RNA. It is a transcript of the gene gal3st1a, whose product is annotated as galactose-3-O-sulfotransferase 1a. Gene Ontology annotation, molecular function: galactosylceramide sulfotransferase activity. The record is from RefSeq and is a predicted model, not a curated record. Gene Ontology annotation, biological process: myelination; galactosylceramide biosynthetic process. Gene Ontology annotation, cellular component: membrane. The transcript has 5 exons. Lineage: Eukaryota; Metazoa; Chordata; Chondrichthyes; Orectolobiformes; Stegostomatidae. The coding region runs from base 731 to 2041 and encodes 436 amino acids.